Messenger RNA from Gekko japonicus, 1527 nucleotides. It is a transcript of the gene LRRC30, whose product is annotated as leucine rich repeat containing 30. Gene Ontology annotation, molecular function: protein binding. The record is from RefSeq and is a predicted model, not a curated record. The transcript has a single exon. NCBI's taxonomy places the organism in Eukaryota, Metazoa, Chordata, Lepidosauria, Squamata, Gekkonidae. The coding region runs from base 196 to 1092 and encodes 298 amino acids.
CUUUCUCUCAGCAGCCGCAGCGGCUGUUUAGUGGAAUCGCAGGAGGGAAAGGUGUUCUUCAAAGCCUUUGCAUAUCUUCUUGAGCUGGUUUUGAUCUAUGAAUCUACUGACAGCUGAAACCUUUUGUAAGGUAGUAGUUUUAGAAGUCAAGGAAAUAAAACUUCCAGUCAUCAGGACCUGCAAGGCUGAAACUGUAUGGGAGGCAACAAUUGUAAGGGCCAGGGGAAGAAAAGUUCGAUGCUGUUGAAAAGAAGUCAGAAGUUGCCUCCUUGGGAAGAGGCUCUUCUUCCUGGAAAAGACCCAAGAGCUUUACUAAAGCAUGGACUACAAUAUGUCAAUUUGAACCUCAUAAUGAAGGGGAUGACAAGACUUCCUGACUUUUUAUGGGGACUUCCAGAAGUCCAGAAACUAAACCUCUCGCACAACCAAUUGGUGACUCUUCCUUCAGCUUUGGGAAAACUUGACAGACUGGCAGUGCUCAAUCUGUGUGGGAAUCGUUUGAGGUCUCUGCCUAAGGAGAUUGGACUACUCAGGAACCUGAAGGUUUUAUUUGUCAAUAUGAAUUGCUUGACUGAGAUACCAGCAGAACUUGGACACUGCAGGAAGUUGGAAGUCUUGAGUCUCUCACACAACUGCAUCUCCCAUCUCCCUUCAAGCAUCACAGAACUAAUAAGCCUAAGAAAGCUGAACCUUAGCAACAAUCAGUUCAUCUACAUUCCUCUAAGUGUUUUUGCAUUGAGGAAUUUAGAUUUUUUACAUGUGGGCUGCAACAAACUUGAAAACAUUGGAGAGAGUAUCCAGUUUUUAGUGAACUUGCAGAUCUUAAUCGCUGACUAUAACAACCUUCAUGCUUUACCAAGAUCUAUCUGCUCUAUAACUUCUCUUGAACUUCUAAAUGUUGAUUACAAUUCUAUUCAAAUGCUUCCCAAUGAACUUUACCAGCUUCACCGACUGCCCAAAAUUGCUUGGAAUCCAGUGGAUAAAGGCCUUCAUAUUUCACACAACCCUUUGUCCAAACCACUGCCAGAGAAGGUAGAGGGAGGAUUGCAUAUGCUCUUCAGCUAUCUCAAGGACAGAAAUCAGCACCUCUAAACUUUCAAUAUAUCUGCAAUAGACCCUACAGCUGUGCCUCCAUCAUACCAUUGUAUUUUUCUAAUCAGUGGGUUUCUCACUGCAAAACUCAAGAUUUUGAAGAUUAAAGAGUUACAAUAAACUUUUCUGAAAGCAAGUACAUUGACUUUGUAUUAACUGUGCAAUGAAUUAUUUUCUAAAAAAUGUUAUGUUUCAGGAAUGUUGAGUUAUCCUUGGGGGGAGCACUGAUUUACAUAUUCAUUGGUAUUCAGUUGUAAAAAGAUUAAUGUAGGGCCAAUAACCUUUUUUCGGAGCAUCUUUUUCCAUGUUUCAGACUGCAGUAAUAUACAUAGAAUUUACUCUGUGUGCUAUGAAUUAACUUUGUGAUGUUUGUGACACUUUUAAGUCCUGUUCACUAUUUUGUACCAAGAGCAACUGCUACUAAAAAUGAUAACA